Messenger RNA from Cervus elaphus (red deer), 7095 nucleotides. RefSeq names its product oxysterol binding protein like 8 (gene OSBPL8). NCBI's taxonomy places the organism in Eukaryota, Metazoa, Chordata, Mammalia, Artiodactyla, Cervidae. The transcript has 21 exons. The record is from RefSeq and is a predicted model, not a curated record. Gene Ontology annotation, molecular function: cholesterol binding. Gene Ontology annotation, cellular component: membrane; intracellular membrane-bounded organelle; cytosol. The coding region runs from base 490 to 3084 and encodes 864 amino acids.
UUAAAGUAAGCAAAAACUGGAAAGGAAAGAAUCGGAAGACGUGGGAAGUGUGGCAGAUACUAUAAAAGCAUAAUGAGUAUGAGAAGAGGAUUGCGUUUUUUGAGAAAAGAAAAAUUGAGUUUAUUAUUUCAUCCUGAAUCUCUACGUAUUGAUCUUGCUUUUGUUUUACUAAGGCAGUAACUCGGUGCAGGGCUUUACUGGUUUGAUAAAAAGGUGAAACAGUGGAAUAGCCUUUCUUGUUGUUCAGCUCAUUUCUUUUAAAACACCCAGCAGCAUGGCCUAAUGCCUUUCCUGUCAGCCUCUUUCGCUAUCUGUUUAUUGCUGAUUUGACGGUCGCUGGUCCUUCUCCUUUGCUGUUAAGUGUGUGUGCCCUUUGUUUUUGUGCUGGUGGGUUUCGCUGUAUUUGGAUGUGAAGACAAGCCUGUUAUUGCCAUACUGGUCUAAUUAGCCUUCUGGGUGAGCGUAUACAUUACAUAGGCCUUUUAAGCCAUGAAAGAAGACAGCUCACAACAACGUAGGUUUUCUUCCUGUACUGUGGUUUCGCCUGUUUUAUUUCCUCCACGAAUUGAUGGCCGAAAGCUUGUCCGAAACGCUUCAUUUGGAGGAUACAAUGAACUUUCUCCUUUGCCAGGUUUUGAAAGAGGAAAGGAAGACAUUUCUCAAAAUAAAGAUGACUCUUCACUUUCUAUGUCAAAGAGCAAGUCUGAAUCUAAACUUUAUAAUGGCUCAGAGAAAGACAGUUCAGCUUCAAGCAAGCUUACAAAAAAGGAAUCUCUCAAGGUACAAAAGAAGAAUUACCGAGAAGAAAAGAAAAGAGCCACAAAGGAGUUACUCAGUACAAUCACAGAUCCUUCUGUUAUUGUUAUGGCUGAUUGGUUGAAGAUUCGUGGUACCUUAAAGAGCUGGACCAAACUGUGGUGUGUGUUGAAACCCGGUGUGCUGCUGAUCUAUAAAACCCAGAAAAAUGGUCAAUGGGUAGGAACAGUCCUUCUGAAUGCCUGUGAGAUCAUUGAACGUCCAUCAAAAAAGGAUGGCUUUUGUUUUAAACUUUUCCAUCCUUUGGAGCAGUCUAUUUGGGCAGUGAAGGGUCCAAAAGGUGAAGCAGUUGGAUCCAUAACUCAGCCCUUACCUAGCAGUUAUUUGAUCAUCCGAGCCACUUCAGAGUCAGACGGAAGGUGCUGGAUGGAUGCUUUGGAGUUGGCUUUGAAAUGUUCUAGUCUUCUUAAACGUACAAUGAUCAGGGAAGGAAAAGAACAUGACCUGAGCAUCUCAUCAGAGAGCACACAUGUGACUUUGUAUGGCUUAUUACGUGCUAACAAUCUCCACAGUGGUGACAAUUUCCAGUUAAAUGAUAGUGAAAUUGAACGACAGCAUUUUAAGGACCAAGAUAUGUAUUCUGAUAAAUCUGAUAAAGAAAAUGAUCAAGAGCAUGAUGAGUCUGACAACGAGGUGAUGGGGAAAAGUGAAGAAAGCGACACAGACACGUCAGAAAGGCAAGAUGACUCAUAUAUUGAGCCUGAGCCUGUUGAACCCCUGAAGGAGACCACCUACACUGAACAGAGCCAUGAAGAACUCGGAGAGGCAGGGGAGGCGUCUCAAACAGAAACUGUGUCUGAAGAAAACAAAAGCCUCAUCUGGACUUUGCUGAAACAAGUUCGUCCUGGCAUGGAUCUGUCCAGGGUGGUUCUGCCUACAUUUAUUUUGGAACCCCGUUCUUUCCUGGAUAAACUUUCAGAUUACUACUAUCAUGCAGAUUUCCUGUCUGAGGCUGCUCUUGAAGAAAAUCCUUAUUUCCGUUUGAAGAAAGUAGUGAAAUGGUAUUUGUCAGGAUUCUAUAAAAAGCCAAAGGGACUGAAGAAACCUUAUAAUCCUAUACUUGGUGAGACUUUCCGAUGUUUGUGGAUUCAUCCCAGAACAAACAGCAAAACUUUUUAUAUUGCUGAACAGGUGUCUCAUCAUCCACCAAUAUCUGCCUUUUAUGUCAGUAACCGAAAAGAUGGAUUUUGCCUUAGUGGUAGUAUUCUGGCUAAAUCCAAGUUCUAUGGAAACUCACUAUCUGCAAUAUUAGAAGGAGAAGCACGGUUAACUUUCUUGAAUAGAGGUGAAGAUUAUGUAAUGACCAUGCCAUAUGCUCAUUGUAAAGGAAUUCUUUAUGGCACAAUGACCCUGGAGCUUGGUGGAACAGUCAGUAUUACAUGUCAAAAAACUGGGUACAGUGCAUUACUUGAAUUCAAACUAAAGCCAUUUCUAGGUAGUAGUGAUUGUGUUAAUCAAAUAUCAGGUAAACUAAAACUGGGAAAAGAAGUACUAGCUACUCUGGAAGGACACUGGGAUAGUGAAGUUUUCAUUACUGACAAAAAGACAGAUAAUUCAGAGGUUUUCUGGAAUCCAACACCAGACAUUAAGCAGUGGAGAUUAAUAAGGCACACUGUGAAAUUUGAAGAGCAGGGAGACUUUGAAUCAGAGAAACUCUGGCAGCGGGUAACUCGAGCCAUAAAUGCCAAAGACCAAACAGAAGCUACUCAAGAAAAGUAUGUUUUAGAAGAAGCUCAAAGACAAGCUGCCAGAGAGCGGAAAACAAAAAAUGAAGAGUGGACUUGCAAGUUAUUUGAACUUGACUCACUUACAGGGGAAUGGCAUUACAAGUUUGCAGAUACUCGACCAUGGGACCCACUUAAUGAUAUGAUACAGUAUGAAAAAGAUGGUGUUAUCCAGACCAAAGUGAGACAUCGCACUCCAAUGGUGAGUGUCCCCAAAAUGAAACAUAAGCCAGCCAGGCAACAGAAGAAAGUGGCAAAAGGCUAUUCCUCUCCAGAGCCUGAUGUCCAGGACUCGUCUGGGAGUGAAGCUCAAUCAGUAAAACCAAGUUCAAGAAGAAAGAAAGGGAUAGAACUGGGAGACAUUCAAACUUCAAUUGAAUCUAUUAAACAAACACAGGAAGAAAUUAAAAGAAAUAUUAUGGCUCUUCGAAAUCAUUUAAUUUCAAGCACACCUGCCACGGAUUAUUUUCUUCAACAAAAAGACUACAUCAUCAUUUUUCUCCUGAUUUUGCUUCAAGUCAUAAUAAACUUCAUGUUUAAGUAGAAGUCCUUUACAAUUGAGUUAAUGAACUGGAAUGAUCAGAUUUGGCCUGGGACCAAUGUUGAAGUUGGUUUGGUCUUUAUUAAAACAUCACUAUUUCUAAAACUGAAAACCUUAGAAAUAAAUGUAGAAGUGUUGACUUUUCAUACCUUUUAUCCUUAACCUGAAACAAGAGCUAUUCUAUUUGAUUAUUAAAGUGAACUGUGUGUUAAGUGCCAGAACGUUUCUAGCUUUUGUCAGAAUGUGUCUACAUGUGAGUAUAAUAAAUCCACAUGUAUACACAAUUGUGUCUUAUAUAUACCUUACAGUAAUCUUUGUAGUCUAUGGUAUGUUCAUGUAAUGAAAUAUAUAGCAUUAAUGUCAGUCAUAACAAAAAUGCUAUCAAUCUUAAAUAUGUAACAAUCUAUUUUCUUCAUAAAACAGGCACAAAACUUUUGUCAGUAAGGAAUUACAGAUGGGAAAUAAUGGGAUAAUAGGGAUAAAUAGUCCAACACACUGUACUGUUAAAAAAAAAUCAUUUCCAAAGUAUUCAGCUCACCUGUCUUCUUACAAACAGAAAACAAACAAAAAAAAAAUGUGUGGUCAAAUUGAGACAAAGUGGCAAAUUGCUUUUUUCAAAAGUUUACACAAGAUUUUUUUAAUCCCUAGAAUUUAAUAUUUAUAGAUAAAAGUAUAAAUAUAUAUAUGUGUAUAUCAACAGCAGAAAACUGGUAUGCAGCUACUUGGAUCUAUUGAUUCUAUCUUUCUUAUUGUACGUAUAUAAUACCCACUUAAGCACUUGCUGGAAAAAAGUGUGGUCAAACUUGAUUGCUGUCCUUUUUUCUUAUUUUCUUAAACUCAGUUGGUCCAGUAACAUAGGCUAAAUUCUAGAGAUGUUUGUAGGGCAUAUAAAAUGCUGAUAAUCAUGAUUUUUCAUUAUGAAAACCUUUCUUUAGUUUUCAUUUAGAUUCUGGUGUGUUCAGUGAAACAGUAGAAUAGAAAAAUAUACAUAUAUAUAUAAAACCAAUAUUUUACUUCAAAAGCCAAAUAAGAGAAGAGUGAUAAGAAAAGACACUUAGUGUGGUGGUAAUUAUGCAUUUUAAAAUUGGUUUCUUUAAAAUGUGCAAUAAGUUGAGCAUCUGAGAAGAGCAUCAAGUUCCGAAGUUUAAUUCUCUGUUCUCCUCUGCUCUCAGUAACUGCAGUUUGUGGCAAAACCACAGUUCCUCAAGGUUCCUUUUGUUCAGGCUCAGGCAAACAUUUUCCCUAAAUUUUUUUUUCAGUUUAAUAUUUUUACUUUAUGUAUCUUAGAAUUCCAAAAGUAGAUUUUGAAAUGAAAAUGAAGGUCAGAGAGGAAAUAAUUGCUCUGGCUACAUUUGCCCUUGACUAAGAAGAGACUGUGAGACACGAGUAAAGUAAUAAUCAAAUGUUUAUGCCAUGAUAAUUAUAUAAUAAAGGAAUGAUUACUCAAUUACUGAGAACUGGAAAUGGUAGGAAGAGCCUGCUUUGUUCCUCCUGACCAAUAGAAUGAUCUUUAGUCUCCUUAGAAAUGUUUUUUAAAUAGAUUAUACAUAAAUAAGAUAUACCUAUACCCAGUAUAAGCAUAGGUAUGACGACGCUAGAACAGGUGGGGUUUUUGUUUGUAUUUCAUACUUGUUGAUAUCAUUUUUGUACUCACUGUUACCAAUAUUAUGCUCAACUGCUUAUUCAUUAAUAUAUAUUUUGUAUAUAUUGUACAACUUGAUCCUUUUUUAUGGCUUAAAUUAGAAUUAAUUUAUAUACGUUGAUUGGCUAAUUGCAAAAAUAAUUUCAUCUUUAAACCCUGAAAACUGACGUUUUUUUGUUGGUAACUCCCUUUUGGGGCUUUAGGCUUGUCUACUUGUAUGAUACUCUCAUUUGGUCUUAGUGUUUUAUUUGUAUGGUUAUCCUCUAAGACUAGAGAGGGAGUUGUUUUCUUUAUUUUUAAAACUUUCUUGUUAGGGUAAACGUUAUGGGUUCUUAUUAUCCCAGGAGUCAAAAACUAUUUCAUGAGAAAGAGCAGGGUUACUCAUGCUGUUUCUUACACACUAAAAGCAUGUGUCUAAUAGUCUCACGCUGUUAGUUAUGUGAGUUCCUUUCUGUGAACUGAACACAAAACUCAGGAGUUGGUGGCUUAGUUUUAUAUCGGUUCUUGCACUAGGCUUAGUAUGUGAAUCCUUUAGAACACAUAAUGAACUUUGUAUUUCGCCAUAUAUGUAAUUGACUUUGAAUGUUUUCCACCUGAGAUUAAUCUUCCUUCACACAUGGACUCAUAAAAAUUGUGAUUUACAGUUCCCAGUUAUCUGAGAGUCUCAUGAUGGUUUCUAGGAUUUAAGACCUAUAACCAGUUUUUUUUUUUUUUAUUUGAUCAAAAAUUUUAUUUUUUCACUGGAAAAUUUAAAUAAGUAAUAGUUAUUGACAUGUGCAUUUUUGUUUUAGUUAUUAAAUAUACUAUGCCUUCAGUUAUCUACCAUUUAAUGAGAUGGAGCUGGCCCAAGAAAAGACAAUAAAUAGGGUGUGUGAUAUAAGUAAGUUUCAACAGUAGAUAUUUCAUUUGUAUUUCAUAUCACUACUUUUUUUGUAUUACUUAUAAAGAUACAGUGUAAUUUUUGUUACCAUUCCAUUGAAAAAGUUGGCCUUGUAAAAUACAACUCUCAUUUAGUAUUCACACUUUUGUGCCUUUAAGAAAAUAAUUUUUUGUCAUUUUUGUGUUACAGCACUGUAAUAUGAUUCAAAGUAUUUAUAGGCUUGUCAUAAAAGGGUCAUUUCUCUGUGUCACUUUAUUUCCUUUUAUAUAGCUUAGUAUAUUUAAACAGUAAUGCUGUACUUUUAUAAGGGUUUGUCCAUUUACCCAUCUCAAAUAUAUUCUUCACUUUCAGACAUCACUGAAGUAGAAUUGUCGGAUUAUUCUGAGUAUUGUUAAACAGUGCCUUUUCGAUGGAAUUCCUGUUUUAGGGUGUCAGCUUGUGCCAUAUAUACACAAAAUUAUGUGGAGAAGGCAGUUUUACCUUUUUGAAGAAUAUCUUGGUCAAAUAUUUUAAGAAAACAAAUGUAUAAAAUUCCAUUUUUUCCAGUGUUUCACGUUUCUAGUGAACAAUGAAUAUAUUUGGGGUUUUUUUGUUUGACAUACAGUGAUAAUGACAUUUGAUGAGCCAUACAUGACGCUGAAGAUUAUUUUGAAUUAUGUUAAAUGCACAGAAAUAUUAAAAUUAGCAUUUAUACCAAAUUUUCCAAUUUGAACCAUAGCUGAGAGGGGAGGAAUCCCACACAGAUCACUAAGUUUACAUUUGAACUUCUAUCUUAUUUGUUGACUAUGUGGAAAAAGAGAUUCUUUAACCUGUAUAACUUGCCACUGUUAUGUAAUUUGGUUUUAUUUUGUUUACCUAUAGUGUGAAUUUAGUAUAUUUAAUUUACUUUCUGUUACUCUUAACAUGCUGUUUGUUUUGUUACAGUUUUAAUUGAAGAUAGACUGUUAAAAUUGUAUAGGACCAGUGUCUCCUUAAUGUGAUUAACAUAUUUAGAAGAGCCACAAGAAACCCGUGACAAAAUGAAUGUGAAUAUACUUUCUAAAAUAUUUAGAAAAUUUUCUUUCUGAAUUUAUCAUGAAAAAUUAUUUGAGAAUUAAAAUAAUAAAUUUAAAGAAAAAAUGCCAUGAAAUAUUUGAACUGAUGAGCCACACAACUUCAGUUGUAAUUUUUUACUUUUUAGCAUGUUAACUAUACAUCUAAGUUAAAUAUCCUGUUUAAUGAUCAUUUAUAAAUUCAAACACUGGUCAGUUUUGUAAAACAGAAUAAAAGUAUGUUAUCUGCAGUGUAAGUACAGCACACUGUCAAUUUCUUUUCCUUAAGGUGCAUAGUAAAUGUACAGAUAGUCAUAGGCAACUGUUUUGUAAUGUAUUACAUUUCUAAUCUGUUACUCCUAACCUAUUAUAAAUGUUUGCAGAGACAAAAGAAUUUUUCUAAUAAUCUGUAAAGUGAUGCUAACUUCAAGUAGGAAUUCUGAAUAAAAUUUUUAAAAAGA